AUGGCCUUGAAGACUUGCAUUACAGUUCUGGCAACUCUGGGCUUAGCAACUGCGCAGACCAGCGUUGUCUCGAUAUUUAUCCCAGACAUUGACUCACAACCGCUGGCCGCCUCGAUCGUGGCAGAGGGCUCCGGUACUACAACCUAUAGCAUUAACUGUCCUCCUGGUACUGAUGGCUCGGAUUGUGGAAUGGGACCGGGCAUGUGGUAUACCUCAGCUCCUAAGACCGUUGAAUGGUCAAUGAGUGAGCCUGAGGAAGGAUUCUGGGGCCGCGUGGUCUGCUCUAUGGGCGGCACGACAACUGCCACCUGUACCGAUAUCAUGAGCGGUACUGGGGCCAACUUCCCUGGAACAUCGUCAUCCACCCUGGCCCAGAGCGAUAUAACAUUCUUCCCAGUCACCGUCACCGCUGGUCCUACUAGCACAAACUCUGCAUCCACCGCCACUGAUACGACCAGCUCGGCCCUCACAUCUAGCAAGACGAAUGCUUCCGGAAGCACUGCCUCGUCCGCCUCGGCAACAUCAUCCGCAGCUGUCGCCUCUCACACUAGCACUGGCGGUUUGUCUCGAGUCACUGGUAGCCCUCGCGUUGUCUUGGGAGGUGCUGCUGCUGCCUUGAUUGCGGCUGCUUGGUGA
Penicillium cataractarum is the source of this 636-nucleotide messenger RNA. Its product is annotated as putative GPI anchored protein. The coding region runs from base 1 to 636 and encodes 211 amino acids. NCBI's taxonomy places the organism in Eukaryota, Fungi, Ascomycota, Eurotiomycetes, Eurotiales, Aspergillaceae. The transcript is spliced from 3 exons. The record is from RefSeq and is a predicted model, not a curated record.